Molecule: messenger RNA, 739 nt
Organism: Paramecium pentaurelia
Lineage: Eukaryota; Ciliophora; Oligohymenophorea; Peniculida; Parameciidae
Source: the annotation of a GenBank genome assembly
AUGGCUAAUAUUAUAGUGUUUGGAGAUAAAUUGUCUAAUGCUUUAUUUUCAAAGUGUCUAUAUUAUGGAGCCUUUAAUAAAAGAUUUUAUCCAAAGGUAGAUCAAAUGAAAUUGACUGCAGUUGAUAAGAGAAUAAGAAUCCUUGCAGCAAAUUAAGUUGGAUUAGAAUAGAGUUUGUUCAUAUUAUUGCCAUAAAGUUCCAAAAUGAUACCUUCUGAAUACAAAGUGAUAAUCAAUCCUAAGAUUCUCAAGAUUUCAAAUGAGAUAGUAGAAAGUAUUGAAGAAUCUAUUAGUUUUCCUUAUUUUAAAGCUAAAGUAAAUAGAUAUAAAACUAUUUUUGUUUCUUAUGAUGAUAAGAAAGGUAAAACAGUCUAAGAGGAAUUAAAGUAUGCUAAUAUUUAGAAAUUUUAGAGGAAUGGAAUCAAUUUGGUAUUAGUAGGCAAUAGAUUAAGUGAUGGGAAUUCCAUGUAUUAGUUGGGUUGCAUCAGAAGGAAAAGUUGAAUUGAAACCAGAAUAUUAAAAAUUAGCUGAAUAGAAUCCUGAAUUUCUUAAAGCUUUUAAGGAAUAUGUAGAAAUUGGAUAGUAGUAGAAAUAUUAGGAGAGAAAUCUAUAUAGAGUGAAUCCUUAAGAUGAAAGAGAAGAUUAUGCAUUAUAAGGACCAACUCAUAAACCAGAAAAUUAUGAACUUUAUGAAAAAUUAUUGAAGAAAUUAGAGAAUGAAUUAUUUUAUACUUUUUGA